AUGGCCAAGAGGAAAUUUAGACCAAUCAUUUAUCUGAACGGUUAUGCUGGUGUUGGUAAACGCACCAUUGCCAACGAACUAUGCCAGCUCCUACUGAAUGCAAAGGUGAUCAGCAACCAUCUUCUCAUCGACACCGCCGCAGUUGUAUUUGAGAAAAAUACUCGAGAGCAUGAGCUGCUCUACACAACCUGGCGAGGAGCGCUCUGGUCACGAAUUGCCAGUUCAACGACACACGAUACGAUAUGGAUUUUUACAGAUUAUCAGCCUUUGAGCGGGACCAGUCGCGGAUACCUGAACAUAGCGGCAUCGCGGAGGUCACCUUUUAUUUCCAUCAUACUUGACUGUGCCAUCAACGAAAGCUUGAAGAGAGCCGCCAGUGGCGAUACAGACGACUACAACACGGAACCAAAAGACCUCAAGGCCCUGGGCGGUCUGAGGGAAGAAGACAUCUUCCGCUUUGGAGGUGAACUCGAAAUGGAACUCGACGAGACCGACUUGAGCCCAACAGAAGCAGCGAGAAGAAUAUGCGACCAUGUUUAUAGAGUUGUUCCAAACAACCUUCCUGAACAGGGGGUAUAG
This is a messenger RNA of Fusarium vanettenii 77-13-4, 579 nucleotides long. RefSeq lists its product as uncharacterized. Bases 1 to 579 code for a protein of 192 amino acids. The record is from RefSeq and is a predicted model, not a curated record. The transcript is spliced from 3 exons. Lineage: Eukaryota; Fungi; Ascomycota; Sordariomycetes; Hypocreales; Nectriaceae.